GGGUACGAGCAGGUUGCACUGACAUCUAUGAGAAUUGACAAAGACAGAAGUACAGUGUAUCGAAUAUCACCGAGUUUUAAUCAUGCAUUUGACUUUAAAGAAAAUUUCAUUCUUUGUUCAUUCAAAUAUUUUAAAAUACCAAAAUGUUAGAUUUUAUUGUAAAAAAGUGGAAUAUGAUAUGAAGAUUCCUUCAAAUCCAUUGAAAGAGGUCUAUAGUGCAAAUCACCAAACUAUUAAUGGUGUUAUAUAUGAUAAUAAACCUUUUAAAUAUAAGUGCAUAGCUGGUAAAAUAUAUGUAUGGUGCUUAUGUGGUAAAAGUAAUAAACAACCAUUCUGCGAUGGCACCCAUAGAAAUCAAUUUCUUCAAAUCAAACAGAAGCCUAUACGUUUUACAGUUGAAGAAACCAAAGAUUAUUGGCUGUGUAAUUGCAAACAAACAUCAAAUCGGCCAUUCUGUGAUGGUACACAUCUAAGAGAAGAUAUUCAAGCAAAGAAAUAGUAUACAUGUACAUAACAAUAAAUCAAUUUUUAUUGAAAA
Messenger RNA from Bombus pascuorum, 538 nucleotides. RefSeq names its product CDGSH iron-sulfur domain-containing protein 3, mitochondrial. Gene Ontology annotation, molecular function: 2 iron, 2 sulfur cluster binding. The record is from RefSeq and is a predicted model, not a curated record. Bases 83 to 499 code for a protein of 138 amino acids. The transcript has 2 exons. Lineage: Eukaryota; Metazoa; Arthropoda; Insecta; Hymenoptera; Apidae. Gene Ontology annotation, cellular component: intracellular membrane-bounded organelle.